Molecule: messenger RNA, 315 nt
Organism: Cyclocybe aegerita
Lineage: Eukaryota; Fungi; Basidiomycota; Agaricomycetes; Agaricales; Hemipholiotaceae
Source: the annotation of a GenBank genome assembly
AUGAAUCACCACGUUCUCUGUGGGGUUGAUGACAAGAAAUACGACUUCAUAUCGAUCACCCCGCCGAACAAAAGCACCCUUUCAGGCACAAAAUUAUCAGCGAGCGAAUUCAAGAGGCUCAUGCAGCCCCAAAUUGACACUGAACUAUUGGUCGGAUUUCCCUCGAACGGUCUCUUGAGGAUCAGGGGCUUCGUCACCAAAGAGCAGCUGGCCAACCCGGAAUCGCUCGACAUUAACGGCGACCCCUGCCUCGUCGUCCUCAAGGACGGAUGCGUUUCCGAUCUCACCUUCGGCCGCUACGCUGGACUUACUUGA